AUGUGUUAUUGCUUUGCUCUCAAGCUCCAUAGUGGUGUAGCUACAAAAUUGUGCAUAGGGUUCUUCCGUCGCAGUGUUCUUCCGUCGCAGUGUUCUUCCGUCGCAGUGUUCUUCCGUCGCAGUGUUCUUCCGUCGCAGGGUUCUUCCGUCGCAGUGUUCUUCCGUCGCAGUGUUCUUCCGUCGCAGUGUUCUUCCGUCGCAGUGUUCUUCCGUCGCAGUGUUCUUCCGUCGCAGUGUUCUUCCGUCGCAGUGUUCUUCCGUCACAGUGUUCUUCCGUCACAGUGUUCUUCCGUCACAGUGUUCUUCCGUCACAGUGUUCUUCCGUCAGUGUUCUUCCGUCACAGUGUUCUUCCGUCAGUGUUCUUCCGUCAGUGUUCUUCCGUCAGUGUUCUUCCGUCAGUGUUCUUCCGUCGCAGUGUUCUUCCGUCGCAGUGUUCUUCCAUCACAGUGUUCUUCCGUCAGUGUUCUUCCGUCACAGUGUUCUUCUGUCACAGUGUUCUUCCGUCACAGUGUUCUUCCGUCGCAGUGUUCUUCCGUCACAGUGUUCUUCCGUCACAGUGUUCUUCCGUCACAGUGUUCUUCCGUCACAGUGUUCUUCCGUCAGUGUUCUUCCGUCACAGUGUUCUUCCGUCAGUGUUCUUCCGUCAGUGUUCUUCCGUCAGUGUUCUUCCGUCAGUGUUCUUCCGUCGCAGUGUUCUUCCGUCGCAGUGUUCUUCCAUCACAGUGUUCUUCCGUCAGUGUUCUUCCGUCACAGUGUUCUUCUGUCACAGUGUUCUUCCGUCACAGUGUUAUUCCGUCGCAGUGUUCUUCCAUCACAGUGUUCUUCCGUCAGUGUUCUUCCGUCACAGUGUUCUUCUGUCACAGUGUUAUUCCGUCGCAGUGUUAUUCCGUCGCAGUGUUCUUCUGUCGCAGUGUUCUUCCGUCACAGUGUUCUUCUGUCACAGUGUUCUUCCGUCGCAGUGUUAUUCCGUCGCAGUGUUCUUCCGUCACAGUGUUCUUCUGUCACAGUGUUCUUCCGUCACAGUGUUAUUCCGUCGCAGUGUUCUUCCGUCACAGUGUUCUUUCGCUGUUGAAUCACACACAUGUAAAUCAGUCGCCUUUUGA
Molecule: messenger RNA, 1104 nt
Organism: Knipowitschia caucasica
Lineage: Eukaryota; Metazoa; Chordata; Actinopteri; Gobiiformes; Gobiidae
Source: the annotation of a GenBank genome assembly